Salmo salar (Atlantic salmon) is the source of this 3299-nucleotide messenger RNA. Its product is annotated as RNA polymerase-associated protein RTF1 homolog. The record is from RefSeq and is a predicted model, not a curated record. Lineage: Eukaryota; Metazoa; Chordata; Actinopteri; Salmoniformes; Salmonidae. Gene Ontology annotation, cellular component: Cdc73/Paf1 complex. Gene Ontology annotation, molecular function: RNA polymerase II C-terminal domain phosphoserine binding; DNA binding.
CCACUAGUUUGUGUUGUUCUGUACUCGCUGCGCAUGCUCAGUUCUAUAUCGCCCCGUUGCUGAGGACUGCGGAGUUUGAGCUCGUGUUUAACGGCAACACCGACGACCGUUUGCUAGCUAGCUAGCUAGCUAAUCAUGGUGAACGUAAAGAAACGGAAAGGUCGAGUCGUUAUCGACUCUGACUCUGAAGACAGCGCUAGCGAUGAUAAUUUAGAUCAGGAGCUUCUGUCUCUGGCCACCAAGAGGAAGAGGGUGGACUCGGAUGACCAGCAGGACGACCAGCCAGUCAGCAAGCCUGCAGCCUCAUCAGACUCUGAGACAUCAGACAGUGACGAUGAGUGGACGGCCGGUGGUCCUAAAGUCAAGAAGAAAGUUAAGCCGGGGAAACCGACAACAACAGAGAAGAAGAAAGAGGUGGCGAAGAAGAGAGUUCAUAAAGCUGCAUCGUCCGGUAGUUCUGGUGGAGACAGUUCAGCUGACAGUUCUGCCCCCGAGGAGGGUGAGGUGUCUGACUCCGAGAGCAACACCUCUGCCUCCAGCUCAGACUCCUCGUCGGAGGACGAUGUGUUCAGGGACGGCUAUGGAGAGGACCUGAUGGGAGACGAGGAGGACAGGGCUCGCCUGGAGCAGAUGACUGAGAAGGAGAGGGAGCAGGAGCUCUUCAACAGGAUAGAGAAGAGGGAGGUGCUCAAGAGGAGAUUUGAAAUUAAAAAGAAACUGAAGACGGCGAAGAAGAAGGAGAAAGAGGAGAAGAAGAAGAAGGACGAGGAAGAACAGAAGAAGAGAUCAUCCGGUCAUCAUGAAGACCGGACUCAUCAGGACCUGCAGGUGGUUACGUCUCACAACAAGGAGAGGAGAACUAAACGGGAUGAGAAGCUGGAUAAAAAGUCUCAGGCCAUGGAGGAACUGAAAGCAGAGAGAGAGAAGAAGAAAACCAGAACAGCGGAGCUCCUGGCGAAACGGCAGCCCCUGAAGACCAGCGAGGUGUACUCCGACGAUGAGGAGGAGGAGGAGGAGGAGGAGGAGGACAAAUCCUCAGUAAAGAGCGAUCGCAGUUCACGCUCUUCAUCUUAUUCCGAAGACGAAGAGAAAGAGGAGACGCCACCAAAAUCUCAGCCCGUGUCACUGCCAGACGAGCUGAACCGGAUCCGUCUGUCCCGACACAAACUGGAGCGCUGGUGCCACAUGCCGUUCUUCCAGAAGACUGUCAGCGGCUGCUUUGUACGGAUAGGCAUCGGAAACAGUAGUAGCAAACCGGUUUACAGGGUGGCUGAAAUAGUUGACGUGGUAGAGACGGCUAAAGUGUACCAGUUGGGAACGACCCGGACGAACAAAGGACUACAGUUACAGCAUGGUGGUGACACCCGAGUCUUCAGACUGGAGUUUGUGUCCAAUCAGGAGUUCACAGAAAACGAGUUCAUGAAGUGGAAGGAGGCAAUGAUCAUAGCCAGUAUGCAGGUCCCAACUCUAGAUGAGAUCAAUAAGAAAGAGCAGGCCAUCAAAGAGGCCUGUAACUACAAAUUCAACGACAAAGACAUCGAGGAUAUUGUCAAAGAGAAAGACAGAUUCAGAAAGGCUCCUUCCAACUACGCCAUGAAGAAAACGUCACUACUCAAAGAUAAGGCCAUGGCUGAGGAGAGUGGAGAAGGAGACCGAGCCAAAGAGAUCCAGGACCAGCUGAAUGAGUUGGAGGAGAGGGCCGAGCACCUGGACAGACAGAGGACAAAAAACAUCUCUGCCAUCAGCUACAUCAACCAGAGGAAUCGUAGCUGGAACAUUGUGGAGUCUGAGAAGGCUCUUGUCGCUGAAGGACAGAAUGCCAAGAUGCAGAUGGACCCGUUUACUAGACGGCAGUGCAAACCCACCAUGGUGUCUAACGCCAGAGACCCUUCAGUCCAUGCAGCUAUCCUCCAACACCUCAAUGAGAAGUACGGAGAAGGGUCGGGCAAAGAGAUGGACUUGGAGUUUGAGAUGGGCAGGGGAGCGGGACAGGCUGCUCUGAAAGUCAUCGACCCUACUAAGAACACCAGCGACCUAUCAGAGGACCUCUUUAAAGUCCACGACUUUGACGUCAAGAUUGACCUACAGGUUCCCAAUGCAGAAGCCAAGUCUCUGUCGGUGAGCGCCAACACCCUGGCAGUAAAAGACGGUGCUCCACGCAGAUCUCUCAACCUGGAGGACUACAAGAAGAGGAGGGGCUUGAUCUAAAGAACUACAGGAAGAGGGGCUUGGUCUAAUUAACUACAGGAAGAGGAGGGGUCCGUGUUCUAAUGAACUACAGGAAGAGGAAGGGAGGCUUGGUCUUAUGAUCUAAUAGCCUAACCCCUCAAGUCAGUCAGAACCACCUGCAUGUGUUGGUUGGCCAUUCUACCCCUGUGUGUGUGUUUGAGUAGUGUGUGUGUGUGUGUGUGUGUGUGUGUGUGUGUGUGUGAGAGAGAGAGAAAUGUGAGGUAAGUGUGAGGUAAGUGUGUGUGUGAUUGAGAGGUAAGUGUAUGUGGGGACAGAGUGUGUGUACACUAGAGACUGUCCAUUUUAAAACUGAUAGGAAAUAUUAAUAAGAGAAGACUAUUUUUUUUUUUCCCUUCUCUCUCUUAGAAGAAAGUUGUCCAACUUUUAUUUUUGCGUUAUUAUGUGCAAAGUCGUACUUGGAAUUGUUUUUUUUCUCUUUUUUUUCUUUCUUAGUUAUUUCUACGUUUUUAUAAAUAAAUCUUAUGUUGGUUCUCAUACGGAUCUGAAGUUCACUCCUUUUGGUGUCCAGGGAACAUUGCUUAUGGAAGGACACUGUCUUGUAAAGACUUAGAUUUGUUGAAAUACUGAAUCUGAUUUCCCCAUCAACAACAGACCUGGAUUUUCUUUCGUACCUGAUUUCAGGGCAGUUCCACCUGCACGGUUCACUAGAGGUGUAGGGUGAAGUUGCCUCUAGACGCUGAUCUUAGAUCAACCACUAACGGAUUGAGGUUAGGAUUAAGGAGGGAGGAGAAACUGAUUCAAGAUCUGUAGCUAAGGGGGAAACUUUAGACUGCAGAGCUGGAGCUGGCCCAUUAUCUACUUACUGGACAGUACAUGUCACUUUUUUUUUCUUCUUCAAGUCUACAAAAAGAAACAGAUUAAUCUAUUUACAUGGAUAUUUUUCUUUUAAUCUUUUUUUAUUUUUUUUUGCUACCGUUACCUCCCAUUUUCAGAGCAGAUUCUAAGUGUUAUCGAUUGUGUACUCAGUCAGUUCCUGUAUUGAUGUGGCAUGCCAUGUGUAUAUAAUACAGUGUGGAGUGAGGCAGAAUAAAGAGGGGCAGUGUUUCGUA